AUGGACGUUGAUGAGUGUGCAAACCCCCAGCUUUUGGCCUGGGUCAAAGAAUGGCUCGAUGUAGCCCGAGAACGCAACUCGAAAGGUUUUACAACAUAUAAGCACGCCUAUGAUUCUCUCAAGGCUUGUCCGAUCACCUUCCAGCAUCCUGCUGAACUACAGCAGCUCAAAGGAUUCGGCCCAAAACUUUGUGAGAGGCUGACAGACCUCCUGAAAAAGCAUUGCCAGGAAACUGGUGUGCCUAUGCCUGAGCAUCCACAAGCCAGAAAAGCGGCUCAGAACAAGGCUAGAAGCACCUCUGAAUCAGCAGGUCAAGAGGCAUCGAAGCAAGCCAAGACUCGUAAAAAGAAGUCAUAUGUUCCUACAUUUAGAUCGGGGGCGUAUGCAAUUGUAGUCGGCCUUUCAAGCCAAUCGGCCGAUGCGUCACUUGGGCUCACAAAGGUUGAACUCAUUGAACUCGCACAGCCUCAUUGCGACGCCUCGUUCACGGCACCCUCCGACCCCACAAAGUUCUACACUGCCUGGAACUCAGUCAAAACAUUGCUUCAGAAAGAACUUGUUUACGAAAGAGGCAGGCCUCUGCGAAGAUAUGCACUAACGGACGAGGGCUGGGAGGUUGCCCAACGCAUCAAGGAGACUCCACACUGGCAAGCGGAGAAUCCACAGCAGCCUGGGCUUGAGGUAGGGCCUGUAGUCGCUCCAGCUGCUGGACAUGACCAAACGACGACUUCAGAGUACCAGAGCGUUAUCGCAGAUGGCCCGGCUUUUUUGGAGAAUGGUGCAUUUCCUUCUUUUACACCUAUCACCCUUGAGCCAGGAACCUUUUCUGUGCAGUUAUUGCUCGAUGUUCGUGAGGUCAGGGCCAAGACUGAUCGCGAUUAUAUGAAAGAGGAACUCGCAAAACAGGGUGUGACACCCAUUAUGAGGAGUCUAGAACUUGGUGAUGCACAAUGGAUAGCGAAAUGCAACGAUGCUUCGAUGCUGGCACGUCAUGGCGCAGAAGGGGACGAGGUUGUGCUUGAUUGGAUCGUGGAGAGAAAGAGACUGGACGACUUGAUCGGCAGUAUCAAAGAUGGCCGAUUUCACGAACAGAAGUUCCGUCUCAAGCGCUCAGGGGUCAAAAAGGUCAUCUACAUCAUUGAAGAUAUAUCGAUGGACUCGGGAACGUUGACCAAAUACGAAGAGGCGGUCCAGUCUGCAAUAGCAUCCACACAGGUCGUCAAUGAGUAUUUCGUGAAAAGGACGACUAAAAUGGACGAAACAAUCCGAUACCUAGCCCGAAUGACGGCAAUGCUGAAACGAACGUAUGAGCGAAGACCUCUGAGGGUGAUUCCCACCAGAGCACUAACUGCCAACAACUAUAUGCCUUUAAUGGAACAUUUACGGGAAAAGGAGCGAUCACAAGGCUACUACGUCACAUACCCGGCGUUUGCCUCAAUGGCUUCCAAGUCUGAAAUGUUGACUUUACGAGACAUAUUUCUGAAAAUGCUGAUGACCACCAAAGGGGUGACGGGGGAGCGAGCCUUGGAGAUUCAAAAGAGAUGGAAGACGCCUUAUAAUUUCGUCAAGGCCUUUGAGGCCUGUGGCCCUGGAGAGCAAGGCAAAAAGCGGAAACGAGAGCUCGUGUCGAACGAGAUGAGCAAUCUCGUUGGCAGAAAGAAAAUCACCAAGCCGUUGAGCCUGCGAAUUGCUGAGGUGUGGGGAGAUAUCUGA
This is a messenger RNA of Clonostachys solani, 1713 nucleotides long. The record is from the annotation of a GenBank genome assembly. NCBI's taxonomy places the organism in Eukaryota, Fungi, Ascomycota, Sordariomycetes, Hypocreales, Bionectriaceae.